Molecule: messenger RNA, 2055 nt
Organism: Anolis sagrei ordinatus
Lineage: Eukaryota; Metazoa; Chordata; Lepidosauria; Squamata; Anolidae
Source: RefSeq, a predicted model, not a curated record
AUGGUCCCCAAUGAAGUCCAUCAAUAUAUUGGAAUAAUCCGGUUACUUCAGCAUUUUGGAUGGAUCUGGAUUGGACUCUUUAUUGUGAAGGAUGAUAGUGGAGAACAUUUCUUGGGCAUCCUGGAGUCCUUGCUUUCACAGAAUGGGAUCUGUUCAGCUUUCACAGAAAGGAUUCCACAACAUGCUCAGUUGGAUGAUGUAGGCGAAGUUUUUGAUACCAUCUCAAGAAUAUAUUUAUCUAUUAGAGAUAAUAAAACUAAUGUUUUUGUUACUUAUGGAGACUCUAUAACCAUUAACUGGCUGAGGGCUCUGAUGCUUCAAGCAGACACUGAUGAGAUCAGAACUGUAUUUGGAAAGGUGUGGAUCAUGACUUCUCAGCUUGAUUUCAUAUCCACAGGCAUGACAAGGGCCUGGAGUUUUAACCUAUUGCAAGGUGCACUUUCCCUCACAAUACACUCAACAGAUAUUCCUGGGUUCAAGGAAUUUCUUCAGAAGGUGAAACCAAACUGGAACCAAGGAGAUGGUUUCAGCAAAAUUUUCUGGGAGCAGGUCUUUGAUUGUUUCUUCCCAGAUCUGGAAAUACUGAUGGAAGUUGCUGAAACAUGCACUAGUGAGGAGAAGCUGGAAAGCCUUCCUGCAACUCUUUUUGAAAUGAACAUGACUGGACACAGCUACAGUAUCUAUAAUGCUGUCUAUGCCUUGGCUCAUGCUUUGCAAGCUCUUUACUCAUUGAAAUCCAAAAACAGAGGAAUUCCAAGAGGUAAAAGUAAUGGACCCCAGACUCUCCAGCCUUGGCAGCUCCAUCAUUUUCUUCAAGGCAUGUCAUUCAACAACUCAGCUGGAAAAACAGUGUCUUUUGAUGAUGAUAGGGAAAUAGUAGGCGGAUUUGACAUAACGAACAUAAUCAUGUUCCAUAAUAACUCCUUCCAGAGAGUGAAAGUUGGACAUGUGGCUCUGAAGAGUACUGGGGAAGAAGAAUUCAUCAUUAAGGAGGACUUGAUUGUAUGGCCUGGGCAUUUUAACCAGGUAGUUCCCAUUUCUCAGUGUAAUGGACACUGUUACCCAGGCCACCAGAAGAAAAAGAAAGAAGGAGAAAAGUUUUGCUGCUAUGAUUGCAUUUCAUGUCCGGAAGGGGAGAUUUCAAACCAAACUGAUAUGGAUGACUGUUUCAGAUGCCCAGAAGAUCACUAUCCAAGCAAUGACAGAGACACAUGUAUCCCCAAAAAUAUUAGUUUCUUGUCUUAUAAAGAUCCCUUAGGGAUCGGUUUAUCUGCAGUCACGGUUUCUUUUGUCCUCAUCACAGCAUUAGUACUACAAAUAUUUAUUAAGCACAAAGAUACGCCAAUAGUCAAAGCCAACAACCGGAAUCUCACCUACAUUCUUCUCAUCUCCCUCCUGCUGUGCUUCCUCUCUCCUUUUUUGUUCCUUGGCCAACCAGAAGAAGUACCCUGCCUUCUCAGGCAAACAACUUUUGCCAUCCUCUUCUCAGUGGCUGUGUCAUGCGUGUUGGCAAAAACCAUGAUUGUUUCUUUGGCAUUCCUAGCCACAAAGCCUGGAUCUUGGAUGAACAAUUGGGCAGGAAGAAGAUUGCCUUAUUCCAUUGCCGUUACUUGUUGCCUUAUUCAAGCAAGCAUUUGUAUAGCAUGGCUGGCAACCUCCCCUCCAUUCCCUGAUUUGGACAUGCACUCUGGAAAUAAGGAAAUCAUCCUGCAGUGCAACGAAGGGUCUGUCACCAUGUUUUACUGUGUCUUGAGCUACAUGGGCUUCUUGGCUCUUGCCAGCUUCACUGUAGCAUUCCUGGUUCGCAAGUUACCUGAUAGUUUUAAUGAAGCUAAGUUUAUUACAUUCAGCAUGCUGGCCUUUUGUAGUGUUUGGAUUGCCUUUGUCCCCACUUACCUAAGUGCAACUGGGAAAGCCAUGGUGGCUGUGGAGAUCUUCAGUAUCUUAACCUCUGGUGCUAGUUUACUCAGCUGUAUCUUCUUCCCUAAAUGCUAUAUCAUUCUGGUGAGGUCUGACCUGAACAACAGGAAGCAACUCAUAAGGAGAAAGGUUUAG